AUGGCCGAGAGCGCUGUGGAGGACGCCGCAGCCGCGCCCCCGGGCCCGGCCAAGCCGCCACCUUGUACAAAUAAUAACACCCUUGCGGCGACUGCCAAUCGUAAUCAUCGGAAUCCGCGCAAGAAACGGAGACGGUUGGAACAGGUGGUGGACACGUUGCAGGCUCAUCGGAGCUCGCCAUCCGAGGGCGAGGUGUUGAGAUUCGAGGGCAACGGUCCCGCGUCGGAAGAGGAGGAUGUUUUCGGCUCGCCUAGGUCGUCGUCCUCACGAUCCGCCGUGGACACCACCCCGAUAUUGGGCCAACUACCCCUUAGGCGAGACACGGAGUCGGUCACUUCGGUUGAAGAGGAGCUAAACGAGGGCGCACGACAGCAUUACCCGCAUCGUCCUCACCGGUCGUAUUCGUAUCAUCAUCAUCAUCACCAUCAUCAUCAACGUUACUCACCUUAUCAGAACCAUAAGUGCAUGUGCAGUCAGUGCUCGCAGUCGCUUGUCACGGCGUCGAUGGCGAUAAUGCUGCCGUCGGCGACAUCUCUGCAAACUCCGCUGUCGCGAUCCAGUUUCUCGUACAACAGCAUAGACACAGUAUACAACUAUCACAUGUACUUCGAGCAGUACUUCCAGCAGAAGUUUUUGUCGCCAUCAAACGACACUUUCCGCGGUCGCAGUCACUCCGACUCGGACGUUGUUCCUAAGUGGGACGACACGAGAUUGCCCGCAUCGACCUCCUCUUCCUCCGAUGUAAGCCAUCCGCCGCGAAGUGGAUCCCUCGAGAGCGACGGCACGAGUCCGCAAGAGUCGCCGUUGGAUCUCUCUAUGAAGAACUUGAUGUUGCAGCCUGCCGCAGCUGUUUCCGCGAAGUUACCAGCUCUUCAACUUCUACCGCCCGGCGUUGUGACGCGGGGUUCCGUCAGUGUGCCUGUGGUUAGGGGCGAUGUUGCGUCACCCACUACUAAAGAGAGCGUGGCGGUGCGGUAUAACUUGGAAGUUCAACCCGUCGUCGAGGAAAUGGCGCCAGGUACGGAUUUGGCUUACGUUUGUCCGGAGUGCGGUCAAAUGUUCAGUCUACAUGAUCGUUUGGCGAAGCACAUGGCAUCCAGGCACCGUCGGCAGGGUCUUCACGACGCUUCGGCGAAGGCGUACCUUUGCGAUGUAUGUAAUCGAAGUUUCGCCAGGUCGGAUAUGUUGACUCGGCACAUGAGACUUCACACCGGCGUCAAACCAUACACAUGCCGGAUCUGCAAGCAAGUGUUUAGUAGAUCCGACCAUCUCAGUACACACCAGCGAACUCACACCGGGGAGAAACCGUACAAGUGCCCGCAAUGCGCUUACGCGGCCUGUCGCAGGGAUAUGAUCACCAGGCACCUCAAAACUCACAAUCGGUGCGCGGACGGUCCCACUCCGAAGAUCGAACCCGGUCUACUUGCUGGUGAAGAAUGUCCUACCUUCGGCCAGAACGUGGCGGCCACGCCAUCGGCAGUCAUCAAGGCCGAAUGACGACGGCCAGUCGGAUGAUCUUGGCUGCAUUCUAGCUCCAGGUUUCAACGAGGAUAUCGCGGCAGGAUUGAUCGAGAGUCGUCGGGAAUCCUUGCAACUCGAUCAGGACUCCGUGGAAACGCUUCGAAGGAACGAAGUCGCCGUGCAUCGCGAGCGGUCACCUUUGUGACGUCAGCCGAACGCUAAAAAGACUUAAAGAAAUCGCGAUUUGGUGGAACGGGAUCAGUGGCAGGGAGUAUUUGUUUUGCUGUCGAAAUUCGAUUUCCUGGAGAUCUCGCUGGACGCUAAUGAGAGUCUGUGAUCAAGGUUAAGAUGUUAUAGAACGGCUCUUGGAAGAGAUUGCAGCUAGACGCGUUAAUUUUACUCUUUCGCUGCGCCACGUUAAAACUGUUUUUCUUGCACGAAAUUUUGCAUGCUGAUAUUAAACAAGUCGUUAACAUUAUGCGAUUUAUGCGAAAAUUUGCUGAUUAUUUAUUACGUGUAAUUAGAUAAAUAUUUAUAUUCUUUUUUUUUUAUUAUAUGAGAUAAAAGUGUGCGCACAUUUUACGAUAUUGAAAAUUAUUAUUAUUUAUAACUUGUGUCUGCGUUAGCAAAGUGAAUAUUUUGUUCUGAGAUUAUUACAAUAGUUUUUUGUCUCUUUAAUUGUAUUUCUAAUAUUAUAAAAUCUUUUCUUACACGUAUUCUUCUCAGCGAAAGAGUCAAAUUCGCAUUUUCCAAGCGUUGGGAGAGCUGAUGGUGAGUAAAAGCUUCGCUUCCGUGAGUAUUAUAUUGUAUUAUUUAUCAAGAAAAUAAAUGAUUUUUUGCCUGUGGUCUGUCACACACAUUGCCUAGAAAUCAUUAUUCUUUCAUUCAUCAUGCGCGAUCGCAUUUUGAUUGCGAUGCGUCAACAGCGAACAAUGCCGAACAGUAUUAUCGUACUUCUUUAAUCUCUGCUUCCAUCUGAUUUCUCUUCCGUGGUUCGCGUUUUAUUCUUUAAAAUUGUUGCAAAUUGUAUAUUGUGCUAAUCACUUUUUGACAUCGUGAUUGCACACAGUUCGAGUGGAGAACGAUCCGAGAGAAGUGCGAUUUUUUUGAAAACGUACUCAAAACGCUACUGUUAAAACAAUUUACACAUAUGCAAGUUUAUGUUAAUUUAAA
Messenger RNA from Pseudomyrmex gracilis, 2634 nucleotides. It is a transcript of the gene klu, whose product is annotated as early growth response protein 1. NCBI's taxonomy places the organism in Eukaryota, Metazoa, Arthropoda, Insecta, Hymenoptera, Formicidae. Gene Ontology annotation, biological process: regulation of transcription by RNA polymerase II. The record is from RefSeq and is a predicted model, not a curated record. The coding region runs from base 1 to 1497 and encodes 498 amino acids. Gene Ontology annotation, molecular function: DNA-binding transcription factor activity; RNA polymerase II cis-regulatory region sequence-specific DNA binding. The transcript has a single exon.